This is a messenger RNA of Amoebophrya sp. A120, 1046 nucleotides long. The record is from the annotation of a GenBank genome assembly. NCBI's taxonomy places the organism in Eukaryota, Dinophyceae, Syndiniales, Amoebophryaceae.
AUGCGAAUUUGUUUUGGCAUUCUCCCCCACAUGACACUUCUCAGAUACCACAUUUUUGCGCAAGCGGGCGUUAUCGGUGUGCUCGCGCUGCCGCAUUUGAACCGGGCGACCGUGGAGGGGAAGAUUGGAGCUCUUUCCGCCCUCGGUGACGCGGUGCUCGGAGUCCCGGAAUCGGGCCCGCUGCUGGCGUACUGCGGCUUCACCUGCAUGCUCAUGUCGUUUUACGGGGGGCAGUUCUCGGUGCUCCCGAGCUACGUCGCGGACCUGUUCUCCGAGAAGCACGCCGGCGCGAUCCACGGGCGCAUCCUCACGGCCUGGAGCGCCGCCAGCGUGCUGGGUCCGCAGGGGCUGGCGUGGUUUCGGGAACAGAGCUACCGGCGGGCGUGUGCGGACCUGGCGAAAAUGAUUCCGGGCGAGGAGUUCGAGUCGCGGUUCGGCGUGGCAGUAACCGAAUUAGACACGCUCGUGAGCGCGAAAACGGUCACGAUACAGCGGUUGUUGGAGUUGUGCCCGGCGGGGACGCUGGACCCAAGCUUGACGUUGUACAACGACUCCUUCAUCGCGAUUGCGGGUGCGUUGGCGGGCGCCGGGUUCUUCAACGGUAUGAUACGGCAAGUCGACCCGCAACAUUUCGUUCCGGGAACGGCUCCGGUAGUGGCGGGGAAGGCGGGGACUACUUCGGGAGAGAGGGCAGCGUCUGCGGUUAGUACCGCGAGUACUCCUCCUGCACAGCAGGGCUCGACGAAAAGUGGCACGCGGCCUGGAGGUGGAAUUUCCGUGUGAAUGACAGAUGCAAUGAUGCGGUCAAGAAGGCUUUAUCAUCAGACAUGCCACAGCCACGAACCAGGCACCUCGGUCAGAUAUGACACUACACAUAACACGUACGACGCUGCUCUUUGUGCCUGAGUUGUGCCGUGGCUGCGCUUUUAUUUUGCAUUUUUUGUAGCACUUGCUGCUGUUGGACCUUUACGCCCCGAAGCGAAGGCCUUAGUUAGAUGCUUUUACCCACUUGAACAGUGUUCCGAGUCAUAAAUCAAACUCAAACG